GUCGAAUAGCCGCAGUCCACUUUUAGAAACCGCUGUCUCAGGCCCAGUAGGGAGUGUGACGGCUCUGCUUGGUACAUACUGUCAAGUGUAGACACGCGGGGGGGGUCUGCGCCGCUUUCAAGCGGCGGGAGAGCACCUGAACGACCGAGGGGCGGGUGAGAUCUCCGAUGAGAAGUGUGGGGCGGCGCGCGUCGGGCAGGCUUCGGAACACGCUUGUGCAAGGUACGCGAGAUUCCGGGCGAAUCAAGAGGUAUGGAUUGAUGAAUUGGUUUCUGCUUCUGAACGGGAUAAGAAACCUGGAAGCAUGGGAGGUCUGGUGCUGUUCCCGCUCAGACUCGCUCAGAACUCACGUCGCGAUGAUAAAUCUGUGUCCGACCCUUCAGUUUCAAAUCCAAACAUCCACCGAGUUAACUGGAGGAAGGGAUCCUGAGGUAACUUCGCACGGGAGGCAAGUGCGGCGCCGACCUGCGCGGCCUGGCUCACCCACUCGGCCUGUCUCCGGACCCGCAACAUUAUUCCUGUUCUGGGCGUUUAUUUUCUGUUUCUUUUUUUUGUUUGGGUUUUUUUUUUCUCUUGUGGCGUGGGCCGGCUCGGCCGGCUCGGCGGGUGGACUGAAAUGGGGGUUAGGGUGGCUUGGGGGGUUUACAUGGCUCCUCCGGCGGCGGUCGUUCUGGGAUUCUCAGCUGACGCCGACGAGGAAGUGGACUCGGAGAGCCAGAGGGAGCGGCGCAACUUGUGUCGUGUUAUCAUUCCAGACGGUACGAAGUACACACACUAUCACACCCCCUUCGGCCAGAGUGCCCCCGCAAUCCCAUGCCCCCCGCAUCACGCUCCCGUCAUCACGAACGUUGGACAAACGGCCUUCUUCACGUGGGUUGAGCGGGGGAGCGGCACAGCGGUCGAGUUUUCUUGAGCUCGACGCUCAAGCUCUGCAACCACUGCAGAGUGGUGCAUACGACGCCAUUGGCCCACCCCACCCGCGCCACCAAGGUUGCCCAACUCGGAAGACUGGUUCGCGGCGUUAUUCUCCUCAAUUGGGGUGCGGAGCUCCUGGUGUCAGGCCAGAGACUUCCAGGAAGAAAUCGAUUGGGCGCCGUCAGCUCCGGCUCCGGCGUUCCAGAUCCCCAGCAGCAUGGUCUCCGGCCCAGAGGCCAACCACAAAUUCGCCUCCCCCAACCCCACGCGAACCGCGUUGCGACAGACAGCGCCUGACAACACGUGGUGCCAGUGGCAGUAUCACCAACUGUUCGGUGCUCCGGCCUCUGACUGCCCACGUACUGCAACCCCCCACCACUGCGUCGUGCUCUCUUGACAGAACGCACCUCUCCUCAGGGUACCCCCAACAAGUUGCAGCAUCAGAAUGCAGAAGGGGCCGACGAGGGAGGGCUGUUCUGGCCGCCCGCUGCCUGAUCUCACGACCUCGAGAUCCGGCUUGUCGAACUUCCUGAUUCGUGGAACAGAUCCUGCAAGACACCAGACGAAGAGCCGGCCACCAAGACACGGGGUCGAGGAAAGCUCCCAUCCCGUGUGACGCUGGUACACUCCCUCAACCACGCCGG
This is a messenger RNA of Chaetomium fimeti, 1559 nucleotides long. RefSeq lists its product as uncharacterized. Lineage: Eukaryota; Fungi; Ascomycota; Sordariomycetes; Sordariales; Chaetomiaceae. The record is from RefSeq and is a predicted model, not a curated record. The transcript is spliced from 2 exons. Bases 168 to 1448 code for a protein of 426 amino acids.